Molecule: messenger RNA, 446 nt
Organism: Pseudo-nitzschia multistriata
Lineage: Eukaryota; Bacillariophyta; Bacillariophyceae; Bacillariales; Bacillariaceae
Source: the annotation of a GenBank genome assembly
CCAAAAGAUGGAAUCUUCCCAUGUUGAAAAGAUUGAAUCUUUCUCAUAAUCUUUUGAUUGAUUUCCCUGAAGAGGUGAGUGAAUGAUUGCCAAAAAAAGUCAAAUGUAAAACAAAACUAUACUGGUGGCUAACCAAUGUAUAUUCAUAUGCGUGAUUUGCCUUCUGCUGCUUUAAUUUAUUUCAAGACGAUGCUUUUGGGUCUUUUAGAGCUCGAAGAACUCAAUCUAAGUGGCAAUAAACUUGCAAAGGUUAACAUUUCAGCAAAUACAAAGAUCAUGACAAAGCUGAGAAGGCUAGACCUAAGUUCGAAUGAAUUGACUUCCUUCCCCACUGACUUAAAUCGUUUUAAAGCUCUGAAAUAUGUGGACAUAAAGUGCAACAACAUUUAACACUGGAAUGGAAGAACAUGUUCAUAAGCAAAUUAGAAUAGAUAACAUGAAAAACU